This is a messenger RNA of Arabidopsis thaliana (thale cress), 288 nucleotides long. Its product is annotated as Interleukin-1 receptor-associated kinase 4 protein. Gene Ontology annotation, biological process: brassinosteroid mediated signaling pathway. Gene Ontology annotation, molecular function: protein serine kinase activity; ATP binding; protein serine/threonine kinase activity. Lineage: Eukaryota; Viridiplantae; Streptophyta; Magnoliopsida; Brassicales; Brassicaceae. The transcript is spliced from 3 exons. Gene Ontology annotation, cellular component: plasma membrane. Bases 1 to 288 code for a protein of 95 amino acids. The record is from RefSeq and is marked reviewed.
AUGGGUACAAAAGCUAGGAGACCAAACCCUGAGGCUCCUGUGAGGAGAAACGGAAAGUUUGUUACUGAGCUGAUGAAUCCAAAUCUCAAGGGAAAGUUCUCAACAGAAGAAGCUUUCCUAGUUUUCAAACUCGCCUCUGAAUGUUUGCAGUGCGAACAUAGAAAAAGUCUCAUCACAAAAGAGCUUGUUGCAACACUUAAAGCCUUGCAAACUAAACCACACAUUCCAACUUCUGAAAUGACAAAGCAGAAUCUGGAGGCAUCAUCUUCAAGUCAAACUAAAGCAUAA